Cylicocyclus nassatus is the source of this 909-nucleotide messenger RNA. Lineage: Eukaryota; Metazoa; Nematoda; Chromadorea; Rhabditida; Strongylidae. The record is from the annotation of a GenBank genome assembly.
AUGGGUAUCCGGCUGUCAACUGCGAAUCGUCGAAAAUUGGCGAACACAACCGGAACAAGUCCAUUUCCUACUUCAAGAGAAAAGAAAACAUCCAAGAUCAAAAGUUCACCAAAAACUCCACAGCAAAACGCAUCAAAUGAAGAGCAUAAAUUAUCUCAAGAUCCUGUGCAGAAAACUUUAGAAGAAAGGACACAAAAAUCAAGCUCUAGCAUGAUGGGGAGAGUGAAGGGUUCGCUUGGAAAAACGAGAAAAUUCCGCUCAUUUUCUUCAAAAUCCAAAAAUUUUCUUGUCAAACCACUGAAGCCAUUGAAAGCCACAGGGCCUGUUAACGAACACACCUUCGGUGAGCUUCGUCUGCCCAAUGAAGCUCAUCCAAAAAGAACAAAGCCUGUGCAACAAGAGCUUGAAAAUACUAGAGCUGAAAAGCCAAGGAGACGGCCUAAAUUUCAAAAACAAUCAAAGCAGCUGAAAGAAAUGAUGGAAAAUAGAAGAAGUGAGGAAGAAAGGAAACCGAGCAAAGAAGAAGUAAAAAAAGAAGUGAAGAUAGCUAAAAAGGAGGCGAAGAAGGACUCUUCCGUUUAUCUUCAAGCACUUCUAAACGAAUCGGAAACGGCUAUAGAACAUUCGCCAUCUCCCUUGCAUACGGCAUGCGAAGAGAAGGCUUUAAUCACAGAAGCUGUAAAUAAGCCACCACCAAAAAUUGAAGAUUUCUUUGAAAUGGCCAAUCCUUUUGACAACGAAUGCGAAGAUGUUUCCGAUACCAUUUUUGACGUUGCCAAUGAUUUCCCAGACUUGUUCUUGAAUAAGAAAGCGCUUACUCGACAUUCGCUUACUCGUACGAAAACAAUGAAUGUUUGUGAACCGACACAAACUUGUGCAGAUGUCAAAGGGCUCCGGGACGAAGCGAAA